Molecule: messenger RNA, 1197 nt
Organism: Haplochromis burtoni (Burton's mouthbrooder)
Lineage: Eukaryota; Metazoa; Chordata; Actinopteri; Cichliformes; Cichlidae
Product: E3 SUMO-protein ligase ZBED1-like
Exons: 2
Coding region: 38-1030 (330 amino acids)
Source: RefSeq, a predicted model, not a curated record
GAAAUGGAGGAUGACGCGGACGAAAGCGCAUCUUUGAAUGAAGCGGGUGAACCAGAAUUGGUCAGUAAAAACGGUGCAACUUUGGUGGUGUGGAAGUGGUUUGGUUUUCGUCCAUCAGAUACCCACCAAAGCACAAUUUUUUUGUAGAACGUGCAAGCGGGCCGUCAUGGCGAAGGGAGGAAACACUACAAACAUAUUUUAUCAUUUGAAGCAGAAGCACUUCUUGGAGUACAAAAAAGCCAUUAAAGCACGUGAAGAGUUGUGCGCUUCAACUAGCGAGGUGGUGAGACCAAAGAAGAUGACUCAACAAACAAUCGACGUAGCUUUAAAUCGCUGCACGCCUUAUGACAAAAGUAACAAACUCUGGGGGGAAAUAACUGAUGCAGUGACACAUUGUUUAGCCAGGGAUAUGAUGCCAAUUCAGAGUGUGGAAAGAGAAGGUUUCAAAAAGAUGCUUGAAACGUUUGAUCCACGCUACAAGCUACCCGCAAAGAAAUACUUCUCUAAAGUCGCCUUGCCUGCUUUAUAUGAAGAGAUCCGUACUGAGGUGUCAAAUGCGUUAUCUUCGGUGGAGUUUUUUGCGUCCACCACGGAUACGUGGUCAAGCCGAACAUCAGACCCCUACAUGAGCCUCACAAUACAUUACGUGGACAAAGACUGGCAGCUACAAAACAAGUGCCUCGAAACAAGUUUUUUCCCCGAGGACCAUACUGGGGAAACUAUAGCCAGAGUCUUAAAAGAGUUCCUCAGCUCGUGGAAUCUUCAGGAGGAAAAACAAGUGUGUGUGACGACAGACAACGAGGCCAACAUUGUGAAAGCCGUCGCACUCAACAACUGGACCAGACUUUCAUGCUUCGGACAUUGCCUGCACAUUUGCAAUAGAAAGAAGUGUGAAGGAUCCAAGGAUCGAACGAGCAGUUGGAGUGGGAAAGAAGAUUGUUGCUGCUUUUGGCCAGAGCUGGAAGCGCCAGCGAGCUCUGCAGGCUGCCCAAAAGGAACUGGGCCUACCAGAACACAAACUCAUAACUGAAUGUUGCACUCGUUGGGGUUCAAAGCAGAGAAUGAUCCAACAGCUGCUGGAACAAGGAAAAGCUAUAAACCAGGUUUUAGCUGCUGAUAAAACCACAAGGUACCUCAUGUUGACAUGGCAAGACAAUGAAGUGCUUGACUCGGUCAGCACUGCACUGAAUCCACUCC